AUGCAAGAAACUGGAGAGGUCGAAGGUAAUUCUAAGGUUCCGAAUGGUAAAUCUCAAUCGACCAGGAAGCGGAAGCGUACAGAGGGAGUGACUUUGUUGUCAGAAGAUCAAAAACGGUUCAAUCAUGUAUCGUCGGAACAGCGAAGACGACAGGCGAUGCGUGAAGCGUACGAUCAACUGGUGGACGCAGUGCCCGAUUUGACGUUAGAGGAACGAAGAUCUGAGCUUAUGAUCUAUGCUAAAACAACGCGAUAUUUGAGAUGGCUUUACGCACAGAACAAAGCAUUACGGCAUGAAUGCUCGCGACUUCAAACCAGGGACUCUUCACUAACCGGGUACAGCAUCCCAAGGAAAUUGAUAUGGGAUAUUGGAAAAAAUGAAGGAAACGACCUCGGUGAGGAUCGAACUCACGAUCUUGCGAUUAACAGUCGCACGCCUUAA
Molecule: messenger RNA, 441 nt
Organism: Lachancea mirantina
Lineage: Eukaryota; Fungi; Ascomycota; Saccharomycetes; Saccharomycetales; Saccharomycetaceae
Source: the annotation of a GenBank genome assembly